CCGGUUAUACACUUCAUUCUUCUGUUUUUUCCAACUGCUAUAUAAUCAAUUGAAUUCCUUUUCGGUUUGAGUUAAUCCCUAAUCAAUUUAAAACAAUCAAUUAUUAUUCAAAUUAGGUUUUCCAUAUCAGUUAAGCAAACAAAAUAGAGAUGGAUUCUGAAAAAAUUAUCGGUGUUAUCUUGGCCAUUUUAUUGCCUCCUUUAGCUGUUUUCAUGAAGGUUGGUACAACCACUCCAUUGUGGAUUAAUAUCAUCUGUUGUAUCUUCUUCUGGUUCCCAGGUAUUUUACAUGCCUUGUACGUUGUAUUAAGUGACAACUAUUAAACGGUCACAGGUUCGGUUGAAGAAUUUCAUCUUUGAAAGUUAUACUACACGGGCGUAUUUUGUUACAAAUUUAAUAGCUUUAUAUUUAGUUCGAUUUUCCACUUCCAAUGUUCAUUAAUACAAUAUAACUUAGUAACUUUAC
Spathaspora passalidarum NRRL Y-27907 is the source of this 465-nucleotide messenger RNA. RefSeq lists its product as uncharacterized. The coding region runs from base 150 to 323 and encodes 57 amino acids. The record is from RefSeq and is a predicted model, not a curated record. Lineage: Eukaryota; Fungi; Ascomycota; Pichiomycetes; Serinales; Debaryomycetaceae. The transcript has a single exon. Gene Ontology annotation, cellular component: membrane.